AAACUGCUGCAGUGCAAGGCGUUCAGAUGACACAUCAGGAUUCUUGGAAUACAGUUUGUAUAGAUUUUGUGGUGUCUCGAGGUUUUGUGUUUUUACAGGCUGUAACGAGUUGUAACUGGCUAUGGGAAUAUUUGUGGGCUCAGCAAAAAAAAUAACGCUUAUGAUAUUUCAUCGACACAAGAUGUCAACACUGAUGACGUUGAAGCCAAUAAGCUUGUUGAUUUUCUUCCCCUCGUUCGCUCCUUUGCUCCACUCGUUACUCCACUCCUUUGCUCCACAUACCUUUUUCAUUAGCUUGGAUAUUGUUAGGCAUGCAGGCACAGGCAGAUUUUGCUACAUUUAUGAGCUGAGAAGGAAAGAAGUAGCCUACCAACGCAAAAUAAAAACGUAUUUAUGUGUUAUAUAAUUGUGUAUAUAACUAUGAGAUCAAUGUGUUUAUAUGUUCCUUUGGAAACAAAAAUAGACAAGAUGCUUUGCAAUUAUUUUAUUUUCAUCUGCUUGGAGUCCAUUCACUUUGAGACCUUUGAAGCUUGCGUGACGAUUGGCUUCAACAAAAUGACCUAUAUUUUCGCUGGAUAAUCGGCUCAACUGUAAAACUAAGGACCCGUCCACGUAUGCUGCUUCGGCAAAAGCAGCGCUGUGGAAAUGAUUGGAAGUAAUGAGACUCCACGAGAUCCACCAUCGCUCUGAAACGCAAGUUAACGUUUAUGGUGCGAGAAUGUGACUGCACAUUAUGAUACGUCUUAUCUUUGUGGUGCAUCUGCUAACGAUUGUUCCAGUAUUGCACCCAGAAGUAUCCCAAGAAUACCUAGUAUACCCAGUGGUGGCAGCCCCCGGAAGUAACAUCACCCUGAGCUGUUUUUUUCCACGCAGUGAAACUGACCUACUCUUCAAUCUAAUAGUGGUCUGGGUGCAUGGUGAUGACAUGGUGCACAGUUACUACAAAGCAACAGACAAUCUGGAGGCGCAGAGUCCAGCGUACAAGGGGCGCAGUCAGCUGUCCCCAGACCAGCUGGCUGUAGGCGAUGCCUCACUCAGGCUAACGGGGGUGCGAGCGAGCGACCACGGCAAGUACACGUGCGAUGUGGCCAAUGAGCAGGGCAGGAGCAAGAAGCAGAUUUUUCUAGCAGUAGCAGCUGCAUAUAGGGAACCUGAGCUUGCCAUCCAGACCACCUGCAACAGCGUCAUCCUCACCUUCCUCUCCACCCUGGGCUUCCCUCAGCCCACUGUGCUGUGGAGAACCAAGACAGGAAGUGACAUCACCAACCAGAGCAACACCACUAUGGUCCUGGACGAAGGGGGAAAACAUUAUGAGGUGGUGAGCGAGAUGGUGCUGAAGCAGAGUGACCCAUACAAUUGGACGGUCACAUUUGAGAUGAGGCUGGAGCUCCUCAACCAGAGCUUCUCCCGCUCUGUCAGCCUCCGCCCACUCCCAGAUUGCUGUGGGACGCCAGUGGAACCUAGGAACAGACUGUUUCUGCUUGUACCACUAUUAGCUAUAUCAUUAGUGGUACUGGCUUGCUUAGUCUGGUACAAAAACAGCCUGUCGCAUGGACCUGGGAAAGUUGACAGUCCCAUUGGAACAGAACCGGUUGCAGAGGAAGAAGAAAGCUUGGGAAGGCAAAGCAGGCAUUUGUCUGUGUAAAUUUCAUUUUGCUUUGUGUGGUGCAUUCAUUAGUGUGCGUUUUAAUUCAUCCCAUUAUUAUAUGAAUGAUAUUUAGUUCGUUUUUUUACUGUUCACUUGUAUAAUCACACAUGGUUGUUUCCACCGUCUUUUCCGUUUUACUGCCUUCCAUAUUUGCAUCAGGGCGGCCUGUAGCUUAGUGGUUAAGGUGCAUGACUGGGAUCCGCAAGGUCGGUGGUUCGAUCCCUGGUGUAGCCACAAUAAGAUCUGCACAGCCCUUGGGCCCUUGAGUAAAGCUAUUAACCCAGCAUUGCUCCAGGAAGAUUGUCUCCUGCUUAGUCUAAUCAACUGUACGUCGCUCUGGAUAAGAGCGUCUGCCAAAUGGCAAUAAUGUCAUCCAUCCAUCCAUCCAUCCAUCCAUUACCUUAACCCGCUUAUCCUGAAUAGGGUCGCAGGGGGGGCUGGAGCCUUAUCCCAGCAUACAUUGGGCGAAAGGCAGGAAUACACCCUGGACAGGUCGCCAGUCCAUCGCAGGGCACACACACCAUUCACUCACACACUCAUACCGAUGGGCAAUUUGGACUCUCCAAUCAGCCUAACGUGCCUGUCUUUGGACUGUGGGAGGAAACCAGAGUACCUGGAGGAAACCCAUGCAAACACGGGGAGAACAUGCGUCCGUCUGAAGCCCCCGUCCGUCUGGACGUCCAUCUGAAGCCCCACGUCCGUCUGGACGUCCAUCUGAAGCCCCACAUCCGUCUGAAGCCCCGCGUCCGUCAGUCACCUGUACUUCCCCAGUUUUUUUUCCUGUUGAGUAAUUAGAAAAUUCUACUAUUCGUUGGAAUACAAAGCUCAGUCUUCAGAAGCUUUUUAUUUGGAACAAAACUAUUGGCAAACGUAUCUUAAAUAGCAAUACAUUUUGUCAGCAAAUUAGUAUUUUUUUUAGAUAUAGCAAUUAUUAUUAAUACAUAGAAAAUUUGGUAAAUAGAAAGAAAGUUCAUUUAGGAUAGGCCUAAUACAUUAUUAACUGGUGCCACGCAUCAACUUUGCCUCGCCUCAGAACUGCUUGAAUAGGCUAGCUGAAGAUGCCGAAGAAAUCAGCAGAGUAAAUGGUAGGCAUUUAUAUAGCGCCCUUAUCCAAAGCGCUGUACAAUUGAUGCUUCUUGUUUACCAAUUCAUACGCAAUUUGUUGCCAUGCAAGGCACCAUCCAGCUCAUCAGGAGCAUUUAGGGGUUAGGUGUCUAGGGGUUAGGGACACGGCCCAGGUGGGGGAUCGAACUGGCAACCCUCUGGUGAGGCGGUAAGACUGGUCUUACCACCUGAGCCAAUAUCGCCCAGUGUGUGAACAUUUUAAAUGAUCAGCUCAGUGCCAAAUAUGCAAAUAUGUUUCCCGACGUUAGGCCUAUUUUGUUUAUUUCUCCAAGCUAAUACAGACCGUUUCAUUUAUUUAUUUUAAGCCUAUUUUAUCUGUCAUUGCACUGUAACACAUGAUUCUUAGGCUAUUCUGUUUGCUAUUUAUUUGUUUCACACUCUGUAUCUAUUUCAUCUAUCCGCUGCUGUCCAUCGAUCGAUCGAUCUGGUGUAUUGAAGCGAUUUAAGGUAACGUCAGUGUACCGCCAGAAUUGCUGCAAGUGCAAAUGGAGAAACAAACAAAACAAAGCUCUCGUUCUACUCCUCGUAAAAAUGUCAACUUGGUAUGGAAAUGCUCAAAAUACUUUCAGGUUGUCGAACACAUGAUAAAAAAUAUAUCGGAUAUUGUUGUGGCGGCACGGAUGGUGCAGUGGGUAGCACUGCCGCCUCACAGCAAGGAGGUCCUGGGUUCGAAUCCCCGUCGGCCGGGGCCUCUCUGUGCGGAGUUUGCAUGUUCUCCCCGUGUCUCCCCGUGGGUUUCCUCCGGGUACUCCGGUUUCCUCCCACAGUCCAAAGACAUGCAUGUUAGGCUGAUUGGAGAGUCUAAAUUGCCUGUAGGUAUGAGUGUAUGAGUGUGUGAGUGAAUGGUGUGUGUGCCCUGCGAUGGACUGGCGACCUGUCCAGGGUGUAUUCCUGCCUUUCGCCCAAUGUAUGCUGGGAUAGGCUCCAGCCCCCCUGCGACCCUGAUCAGGAUAAGCGGGUUCAGAUAAUGGAUGGAUGGAUGGAUAUUGUUGUCAAAAGAUACAGCAAAUGUAGGUAAAAUAUCCUAUUCCCGCAAUGUUAUUCUUACCCCCGAGGGCGUGGCUAUGGCUGUGACGUUUCGAUCUGGGUUUAAAUAUAUUGCGUAUUUCGGAGCUACGCAGCAGUUGCUUUCAGCUUUACUGCUGUUUGGAGCACCAGAAAUGCAGUAAUGCUGCAGUAAUAAGUGUAGCAUUCCGAUUUGAGUUGCGUUCUGUUCUUCAUGAUGUGAUGUAGUUGUGUGGUGUUCGAGGAAAUUAAAAUGAAAUAAAAAAUGUUCUCAAACGUC
Messenger RNA from Conger conger (European conger), 4058 nucleotides. Its product is annotated as CD276 antigen-like. Bases 734 to 1645 code for a protein of 303 amino acids. The transcript has 6 exons. Lineage: Eukaryota; Metazoa; Chordata; Actinopteri; Anguilliformes; Congridae. The record is from RefSeq and is a predicted model, not a curated record.